AUGUUCAGUUUUCAUAAACCCAAGGUUUAUAGGUCCACAACGGGUUGUUGCAUUUGCAAAGCGAAAUCGAGCAGCAGCAGGUUCACAGACAGCAGAAAAUACGAAGAAGAUUUGAUGGAAUGCUUUCAGUUGGGCGAAAGGAGAACGGGAGAGAUUUGCAAUGCGUGCGUUUUAUUAGUUAAAAGAUGGAAAAAAUUACCGGAUGGUAGCGACAGGAAUUGGAGACACGUCGUCGAUGCCCGAGCCGGACCCGGAACGAAAUCCUUGGCCAAAUUCAAAGCGAAAAAUAAAAAUAAGAAAAAACCAAAGUUAAAAGCCGAAGUACGAGAAAUUUCUCCGGCUCCGAGUGACGAAUUAAGUUCAGAUUUGAGCGGUUUAAGCGUUAAUUCAAGUCGUCCGUGUAGUCCCGUACAAAGCGAAGAAUGUAUUCCGAAAGCAUCAAGAAAAAGGCCUAAAAGUCCGUUACAUUUGAAAGAAGACAAACACCGACGCUCUCAUUCUCCCGUUUCUAGUGGUUUUGUAGAUUUGGAUUUUUGGAAAAAGAAAAAAGUCUGUUGCGGUACUAUAUUUACCGGACCUCACGGAAUGGUUAUGGUAGAUCCACGACUGUUAAAACCAUGCCAGGGUUGCAGAGAGUCAAAAUCUGCACGACAAGCUUCUCUUUCACCCGCUCAGCAAAUGGACUACGACUCGAGGCCGAUUAAAAAGGAUAAAGUCUACAGCGAUUCAUCAUCAGAUUCUGGAUACGAUGAUUCUUCGAAUCCUGGAGCUCCGACAAAGGGAAACGCAGUAGAAAAUUCAUCUGAUUCUGUGAUGUGCAAACCAGUCCAUGGGGCGAGUAAUAAACCACUGCCAAUGUUUUUAAGUCAGCCACAUAAUAAUUUAUCACCGAUUAAUUAA
Molecule: messenger RNA, 900 nt
Organism: Pediculus humanus corporis (human body louse)
Lineage: Eukaryota; Metazoa; Arthropoda; Insecta; Psocodea; Pediculidae
Product: protein FAM60A, putative
Exons: 2
Coding region: 1-900 (299 amino acids)
Biological process (GO): negative regulation of cell migration
Source: RefSeq, a predicted model, not a curated record